Molecule: messenger RNA, 1919 nt
Organism: Bicyclus anynana (squinting bush brown)
Lineage: Eukaryota; Metazoa; Arthropoda; Insecta; Lepidoptera; Nymphalidae
Product: protein brown
Exons: 12
Coding region: 135-1781 (548 amino acids)
Cellular component (GO): membrane
Molecular function (GO): ATP binding; ABC-type transporter activity; ATP hydrolysis activity
Source: RefSeq, a predicted model, not a curated record
ACUGAGUGAGCGUUCAUAAACAUUUUGUAAUUAUCAGAGCAGUUUGUCAAAUGAGUUCUUUACUUAAUUACAGACUUUCGUUUCUCAUUUUAAUUGUGGUUAGGAAGACUGUGCUGUGAUUGUGUUUCUGAAAAAUGGAUUUGUGUCAGUCACUAAAAGCACUAAAUAGAAAAUGUGUAAUAAUAAAAGUAGAACACCUCAAAGUCUGGACUGAAGAAGAGAAAUCUUGGUGGAGGCGAAAACCCACGAAACCAGAAGUGAUAAUUUUGAAUGACGUUUCUGCAUCUCUCAAAACCGGUGACUUUGUGGCUGUUAUUGGUCCAAGUGGCGCAGGAAAAACGACUUUUCUAGUGUCCUUGGCAGGGAAAUGCACUCUCCCGAGCAGUGGCACUGUUACGGUGAACGGUACAGAUGCCAGGAGAGUGCAGCGAGGUGUGAUAGAGAUAGUGCCGCAGUUCGACGUGUUCUUGGACAGCAUAAGUGUCAGAGAACAUUUGGUAUUUAUGACAGAAAUGAAACUGGGCAGUAUAAAGAAGUCUCCACACCGGCAAACUUUGAAGAACUUAUUAACGGAACUCAAGCUAAAAAUGCUUCAACACUCUCCGAUAAGUUCCUUAUCCGGCGGUGAACGUAGGUUGCUGUCGCUAGCGGCUUCGUUGCUGUCCAGCCCCCAGAUCUUGAUCUGCGACGAGCCCACCACAGGCCUGGACAGCUACAACGCGGCUCUCAUAGUUGGUGUAUUGAAGCAACUGGCGGCGAGCGGCAAGACCGUCAUCUGCUCCGUGCACCAACCCUCGUCAGAUCUGUUCAGGGAGUUCAACUCCAUCGCACUCAUGUCGGAGGGAAGAAUGGUGUUCCAUGGUUCGCAAGAAGACUGCAAGAAUUUGUUUAACAGAUUCGACUUACGAUGCCCCAAAAACUAUAACCCGGCCGAGUUCUACAUCAAAGCGGUCUCGCAGUCAAGGGACGAUUACGAGAAAGUUUUGGAGAAUUAUUGCGACCAGUUCGACGAAGACGAGAGUUCAUCGCCUGCGUGCGCGCAGAUGUAUUCACAAACGCACCAAAGAUUUUGGUUUCGACAAGUCCAGCUGUUAUUAUGGCGAUCCACACUUACAUUUAAAAGGGAUAUCAAGAAUUAUGUCUUUCAGUUAUUUCUAUGCACCAUUAUAUCGUCAGUCAUAAUAGCGACAUGCUACGUCGGUAUAUCGGGGACCACCCAGCGAGGUAUCCAGGAUCUGCGAGGCUUUCUGUGGCUGAUCUGUUCAGAAGUAUCGUUCAGUGUGUCGUACUGCGCCCUGUACGCGUUUGACAGCGACUUGGUGCUGUUCCGGAGAGAAGUAGGCGUGUAUAGAGCCUCCGCCUUCUACGUCAGCAGGUUUUUAAGUUUAAUGCCGCGCUGCGUGGUAUGGUCGGUGACGUACGUCGCGAUAGCAACCCUCAUGGUGGAGUUGCCGGACCAUUUGCUCACGUCGUUGAAGAUUGCAGCUGCGCUCGUCGCCACAGCCGUUGCAUCCACCGCAUACGGACUGGGUAUGGGAGCCAUCUUUAUUUCCACUGGUAUUAUGGGCGACGUGAUGCCCUGCGCUGAUCUGCCACUAUUCCUGAUGUCUGGAGCCUUCCUCAGGAUAUCCUCGCUGCCCUUCUGGCUGUACCCCGUCAAAUACUUCUCGCACUUCUACUACGGCAUGGACGCUAUCAGCAACAUAUAUUGGAGACAAAUUGAUUAUAUAGGUAGACUGCCCCUACAACACAACAUCCAACUGCCUGCGGAAUGGUGCUGAAGUUCUUGCAGAAAAUGGAUAUUCAAAUGAUUUUGUACUACAAGACGGUGUAGGAAUUUUGUGUGUUACUUUUGUAUGGUGCGUGUUAGGCUACUGUGGUUUGAAACGAGAGGAAAAUAAAGGUUACACUUAUUAAGA